AUGUACGUCACCUGCGCAAGCUAUUGGUGUGCGCCUGCUGGUAUGAAUACACAUCCCACACCACACCACACUUGGAGUCGCCGUUCCGAGUAUAAUCCUAUCCGUCAAUCCCACAGGAUACGUGUUCCCGUUAUUACAUAUGGCAGAGAUGGUGAGCGUCCUUCGCUGAGCAUUGGCAUGGAGUUGGGAGGUAUUGGAAUUUGGCAUGGACACUGGAUGAUGGAGGUCGAGGAGCCAACGGCGGCAUCGGUUGGUGUCGCAAAUGGACGGGACUGGGGCGACGGGGUAGAUGGAAGCCGUGAACAGCUGACAAUGGCAGGAAACAUUGACGCGCAGAAGGGGACGUCUGGUGUCUUAGCUCGGGUGGUGGAGUGGAAUGGGUUGCACAUUGACUCUGGCAGGGUUUUGGGCGAAGCGAGUGUGGGCGACGACACAAAGCAUUCAUUGUUUGUGAAGGCUCAGGGGCAGUUGCCGGGGUUUAAUGUGUUUCCCGAUGCCUUGAUGAUUGACAGGGAGCUAACUAUGGCUCUGGGUUCCGAUUGGCAUGGGGGCUUUAGGGGUUGGAAAGAAAUGGUGGGGCUGCAAGACGAGAAUGUCGUGAUGUAG
Messenger RNA from Laccaria bicolor S238N-H82, 606 nucleotides. RefSeq lists its product as uncharacterized. The record is from RefSeq and is a predicted model, not a curated record. NCBI's taxonomy places the organism in Eukaryota, Fungi, Basidiomycota, Agaricomycetes, Agaricales, Hydnangiaceae. The transcript has 9 exons. Bases 1 to 606 code for a protein of 201 amino acids.